Venturia canescens is the source of this 1697-nucleotide messenger RNA. Its product is annotated as tubulin alpha-1 chain. Bases 134 to 1486 code for a protein of 450 amino acids. Gene Ontology annotation, biological process: mitotic cell cycle; microtubule cytoskeleton organization. The record is from RefSeq and is a predicted model, not a curated record. Lineage: Eukaryota; Metazoa; Arthropoda; Insecta; Hymenoptera; Ichneumonidae. Gene Ontology annotation, cellular component: cytoplasm; microtubule. Gene Ontology annotation, molecular function: structural constituent of cytoskeleton; GTP binding. The transcript is spliced from 3 exons.
GAACGUGGGUCACCGGGCUCGCGGAGUAUUCCUACGUGAGACGUUAUUGUAUACAGUUCGCAGAAGCCGCAUUGAUCGCUUCCGCUGACUACUACUUUUCGUCUUUGGAAAUCAACUUAAAAAACUCUUAAAAAUGCGUGAGUGUAUCUCAAUCCACGUUGGACAAGCUGGAGUCCAGAUCGGUAAUGCCUGCUGGGAGCUCUACUGCUUGGAGCAUGGUAUCCAGCCGGAUGGUCAGAUGCCAUCCGACAAAACUAUCGGUGGAGGCGACGACAGCUUUAACACAUUCUUCAGCGAAACUGGAGCUGGAAAACAUGUACCGCGAGCAGUAUUUAUUGACUUGGAACCUACUGUAGUUGAUGAGGUUCGUACGGGAACGUAUCGACAAUUGUUCCAUCCCGAACAGCUGAUAACCGGAAAAGAAGAUGCGGCGAAUAACUACGCCCGUGGACAUUACACGAUUGGCAAAGAGAUCGUUGACCUGGUACUCGAUCGUAUACGUAAAUUAGCCGACCAAUGCACGGGACUCCAAGGUUUCCUGAUCUUCCACUCGUUCGGCGGUGGCACCGGUUCAGGUUUCACCUCUCUUCUCAUGGAACGUCUCUCCGUUGAUUACGGAAAGAAAUCAAAAUUGGAAUUCGCCAUUUACCCCGCACCGCAAGUUUCAACCGCCGUUGUUGAGCCCUACAACUCCAUCCUGACGACGCACACGACCCUUGAACACUCCGACUGCGCUUUCAUGGUUGACAACGAGGCUAUCUACGAUAUUUGCCGUCGUAAUUUGGAUAUCGAGAGACCAACUUACACGAACCUCAACAGACUGAUUGGCCAAAUCGUAUCGUCGAUCACAGCCUCGCUCCGUUUCGACGGCGCCCUCAACGUCGAUCUCACCGAAUUCCAAACCAAUCUCGUACCUUACCCGCGUAUUCACUUCCCUCUGGUUACUUACGCUCCGGUUAUCUCCGCGGAGAAGGCCUAUCACGAGCAGCUCUCGGUCGCUGAGAUCACCAACGCUUGUUUCGAGCCUGCCAAUCAAAUGGUCAAGUGCGAUCCUCGCCACGGAAAAUAUAUGGCCUGUUGCAUGCUGUACCGCGGGGAUGUCGUGCCCAAGGACGUGAACGCCGCUAUCGCGACGAUCAAGACCAAGCGCACGAUCCAAUUUGUCGAUUGGUGUCCUACCGGAUUCAAAGUCGGUAUCAACUACCAGCCACCGACCGUUGUGCCAGGAGGCGAUCUCGCCAAGGUUCAACGUGCCGUUUGCAUGUUGUCGAACACCACGGCAAUCGCCGAGGCAUGGGCCCGUCUUGACCACAAGUUCGAUCUCAUGUACGCCAAACGUGCUUUCGUUCAUUGGUACGUCGGUGAGGGUAUGGAGGAAGGUGAAUUCUCCGAGGCCCGCGAGGAUCUCGCUGCUCUCGAGAAGGAUUACGAGGAAGUCGGCAUGGAUUCUGCUGAGGGCGAGGGCGAAGGCGCUGAAGAAUAUUAAAAAUGUACAGAGAUGAAAAAAAAAGCUAAUUAUCUCGUCGGUCUCCAUCGAAAACUCAAUUGUGAUCUCGCUUGUAAAUUUAUUUUAUUUUUUACAUUUAUCUCUACAAGUUUUGCUUUUUUUUAUGGAUCAUAGCUCCGCACAAAAGAAAGGAGGUCAAAAGAAAGAAAUAUGAAAUUUCGAUGGAAUAAAUACAUGAAUUUCACUGCAA